This is a messenger RNA of Batrachochytrium dendrobatidis JAM81, 593 nucleotides long. RefSeq names its product ribosomal 40S subunit protein S15. The transcript has 3 exons. Gene Ontology annotation, cellular component: cytosolic small ribosomal subunit; ribosome. The record is from RefSeq and is a predicted model, not a curated record. Bases 1 to 456 code for a protein of 151 amino acids. Lineage: Eukaryota; Fungi; Chytridiomycota; Chytridiomycetes; Rhizophydiales. Gene Ontology annotation, biological process: ribosomal small subunit assembly; translation. Gene Ontology annotation, molecular function: RNA binding; structural constituent of ribosome.
AUGGCAGACACAUUUGACACUCAGGCCGCUGAGGACCGUAAGAAGCGCUCUUUCCGCAAGUUCUCUUACCGUGGUGUUGAUCUCGAGCAGCUCCUUGAUUUGAGCUCUGAGCAGCUCAUGGAGCUUGUGCACGCUCGUGCUCGCAGGAGGUUCCAGCGUGGACUCAAGCGUAAGCCUAUGGGUCUCAUUAAGAAGCUUCGCAAGGCCAAGAAAGAUGCUCCACCCAACGAGAAACCUGCCGCUGUCAAGACUCAUCUUCGCAACAUGAUUGUUGUUCCCGAGAUGAUUGGCUCUAUCGUCGGUAUCUACAACGGAAAGACCUUUAACCAGGUUGAGCUUAAGCCUGAGAUGGUUGGUCACUACCUUGCCGAGUUCUCCAUUUCUUAUAAGCCUGUCAAGCACGGUCGUCCCGGUAUUGGUGCUACUCACAGCUCUCGUUUCAUUCCUCUCAAGUAAACUGAAUGAAGAGAUUGCCCGCAUCAUCAGAUUGCCGUAUUGAAGUUGCUUUUUGAAUGCGGAAUUUUAAGAGUUUUAUUGAUACAGCUGAAAUAUUCAUACUAGUGUGCAAUGAAAUUUUAGCAAGUUCUAAAAUG